Messenger RNA from Rana temporaria (common frog), 3223 nucleotides. Its product is annotated as hepatocyte nuclear factor 4-beta-like. The transcript is spliced from 10 exons. Gene Ontology annotation, cellular component: nucleus. Bases 273 to 1640 code for a protein of 455 amino acids. The record is from RefSeq and is a predicted model, not a curated record. NCBI's taxonomy places the organism in Eukaryota, Metazoa, Chordata, Amphibia, Anura, Ranidae. Gene Ontology annotation, molecular function: nuclear receptor activity; zinc ion binding; RNA polymerase II cis-regulatory region sequence-specific DNA binding. Gene Ontology annotation, biological process: cell differentiation; positive regulation of transcription by RNA polymerase II; anatomical structure development.
AAGGCCUGUGCUUGGGGUGAGGAUGGAAUCUGAGGCUGCUCCGGCCUUAUCUAUAUCAUAUACCUAUUUAUGACACUCAGUUAUUGCCGGUGACGGCUCAGUGACAGGGGCGGGCGGGCGGGCGGCUCCGUCGUGUCACACAGGUCUAGCUGGGAGCUCAUUGAUUUUUUUUGGGAACAGGUUCUCCUCGGCCGGGACCUUCUAGGGGGUAACAGGCGGGUGAUUGGCAGCUGGCCGCGGCGGCUUGACCUGGCGUUUGCUGAUAGUUAACUAUGAAGUAUUGCGAAGCCAUGAUGGAGAUGGAACUGCCAGACUACACCGAAACGCUGGACGCCAGUUACACAAUGCUGGAAUUUGACAGUAUCCGGGUGCUGCCUUCUAAUACCGAAAUUAUUGCAGUGGAGUCGGCGAGCUCAGGCGUGCUCAGCAACGGCGUUGGAUCCUAUUGCUCUAUCUGCGGGGACCGAGCCACCGGAAAACACUACGGAGCUUCCAGCUGCGAUGGGUGCAAAGGGUUCUUCCGAAGGAGCGUGCGCAAGAAUCACGUGUACGCCUGCAGGUUCAGCAGGCAAUGCAUCGUGGACAAGGACAAGAGGAACCAGUGCCGCUACUGCCGGCUGCGCAAAUGUUUCCGAGCGGGAAUGAAAAAAGAAGUUCAGAAUGAGCGGGAUAGGAUCAGCAUGCGCAGGAACAGCUAUGAGGACAAUGGAUCCUUAUCUAUCAGUGUACUGACACAAGCGGAAGCCAUAACGCAUCAGUUUUCUUCUCUCAGCCCCAUGCACACCGGUGACAUCUCCAUGAAGAAAGUCGCAACAAUCAGUGACGUCUGUGAGUCCAUGAAACAACAGCUCCUUCUUCUGGUGGAGUGGGCAAAGCACAUCCAGGCAUUCUGCGAGCUUCCUCUAGACGACCAGGUGGCACUGCUACGAGCGCAUGCCGGGGCCCAUCUCCUCCUGGGGGUUGCCAAACGCUCUCUCCCUUACAAAGACUUCCUGCUGCUCGGUAAUGAUUUCAUCAUCCCCAUGCAUUGCCCUGACCUGGAGAUCGCUCGCGUUGCUGUGCGGAUACUGGAUGAGCUGGUGAAACCGCUGCGGGAGAUCCAGAUUGAUGAGAAUGAGUAUGCCUGCCUGAAAGCCAUCAUAUUCUUUGACCCAGACUGUAAGGGCCUGAGCGACGCCAGCAAGGUGAAGAACAUGCGCUUCCAGGUGCAGGUGAACCUGGAGGAUUACAUCAAUGACCGGCAGUAUGACUCGCGGGGGCGGUUCAGCGACAUCCUCCUCCUACUCCCGCCCCUGCAGAGCAUCACCUGGCAAAUGAUCGAGCAGGUCCAAUUCGCCAAGCUCCUCGGGAUGGCCAAGAUCGACAGCCUGCUGCAGGAGAUGCUGCUAGGAGGAUCCACCAUGGAGGGGGGUCAUUACCUUCACUCAGCUGCACCAAGCCUGGGCAUGGACGCAAUUCAUAGUCAUGUCAUUCACAACCUGCACUCAGUGAUUCAUGCUGUGCCAUCAGCUUCCCCUAAAACAUCCUUAUCUUCCCCUUCGGGCAGCGCCGGAAAUGACGAUUAUAAGAUCAGCGGGACAUCUAUGGGUGCAAUUUCUCUCAUGCCGCGCACCGUCAUCGCCAAAAAAGAGAUUUUAUAGAACAUAGAGCAGACUGGAGGAAAACUAUUUUGUUUCCAACAUUGAACAAAGUUAUUAGGAAAAUGAUGCUACUGAGCUGGAGUGACUCAGCCUGCUGUGGUCUGUACAGCCCCUAGGGACUGCAAUACACCGUCCCUCACCAUCUCCGGGUACCAUCCCUCACCGUCUCCGGGUACCAUCCCUCACCGUCUCCGGGUACCAUGGCACACCAUCCCUCACCGUCUCCGGGUACCAUGGCACACCAUCCCUCAACUUCUCUGGGUACCAUGGCACCUCCUCCCUCACUGUCUCCGGGUACCAUGGCGCACCAUCCCUUACUAUUUCCGGGUACCAUGGCACACCAUCUCUUACCUUCUCCAGGUACCGUGGCAACCAUCCCUUACCAUACCCAGGUACCAUGGCGCACUAUCCCUCACCGUCUCCGGGAACCAUGGCGCACUAUCCCUUACCGUCUCCGGGAACCAUGGCGCACUAUCCCUCACCGCCUCCGGGAACCAUGGCGCACUAUCCCUCACCGUCUCCGGGGACCAUGGCACACUAUCCCUCACCGUCUCUGGGGACCACGGAGCACCAUCUUUCACAGUCUCCGGGUACCAUGGCGCACCAUCCCUCACUGCCUCCCAGGACCAUGGUGCACCAUCCCUCACUGCCUCCCAGGACCAUGGCGCACCAUCCCUCACUGCCUCCCAGGACCAUGGCGCACCAUCCCUCACUGCCUCCCAGGACCAUGGCGCACCAUCCCUCACUGCCUCCCAGGACCAUGGCGCACCAUCCCUCACUGUCUCCCCGGACAAUGGCGCACCAUCCCUCACUGUCUCCCAGGACCAUGGCGCACCAUCCCUCACUGUCUCCCAGGACCAUGGCGCACCAUCCCUCACUGUCUCCCGGGACCAUGGCGCACCAUCCCUCACUGUCUCCAGGGACCAUGGCGCACCAUCCCUCACUGUCUCCAGGGACCAUGGCGCACCAUCCCUCACUGUCUCCAGGGACCAUGGCGCACGAUCUAUUAUCCCCUCCAGGUACCAUCGCUCACUGUCUCUGGGGACCACGGCUCACCAUGCUUCACUGUCUCAAGGGACUGCCUCGCACCAUCCCUCAAGGUCUCCAAGGACCACGGUGCACCAUGCUUCACUGUCUCCAGGGACCACGGCACACCAUCCCUCAAGGUCCACAGGGACCACGGCACACCAUCCCUCACUGUCACGAAGGACCACGGAACAACAUCCCUCACUCUGAAUGCAGCACUGCAUUGCAUGAGAAGGACAUAAUUUUUUUACAAUUUAAAAAGAACUUAAAGACUUAUUAAUUUUUUUUAAGGCUACAUAUCUGGAAGUGAUCAGCGUAAUGUGUAUAGUUCAAUUAUAAUCUCAGCAUUCACUUAUCUGAGGAUGUUUCUAUGGCUUGAUGUACAAGGUAGCCACUAGAGGGCGACUAUCCAAGUCGUUAAAAUACCAUCAUGAAAACAUGUAACAGAAAUAUUGUCACAUCAAAAAUUCCAGAUAAAUGUUACAAUAACAAUACAAUGUUUUAAAACCCAAAUGUAUACAAACACAAUUACAAAAAUAAUAUUCUUUCACUUUAAA